Messenger RNA from Nerophis lumbriciformis (worm pipefish), 2033 nucleotides. RefSeq names its product synapsin IIa (gene syn2a). Gene Ontology annotation, molecular function: ATP binding. Lineage: Eukaryota; Metazoa; Chordata; Actinopteri; Syngnathiformes; Syngnathidae. Gene Ontology annotation, biological process: neurotransmitter secretion. The record is from RefSeq and is a predicted model, not a curated record. Gene Ontology annotation, cellular component: synaptic vesicle membrane; synaptic vesicle.
GCUGAGCGGCGUGCAGAGAGGGAGGCCAUUGGCUGCAGGACGCGGCCACGUGACCAGCCGGCGAGGAGGAGCUGGCAGGAUGUUCCUCAGAGCUGAGAGGAAGCACAUUCACUGAGCGCUUGAUCUCCUUCUCUGCAGCCAUGAAUUACCUGCGACGGCGUCUCUCUGACAGCACCUUCAUCUCCAACCUGCCCAACGGCUACAUGACGGACCUCCAGAGGCCCGACACUACUCAGCCUCCGGCGCCCGCCUCCGCCGCCCUCGCCAAGUCCCCCACGGCGGGGCCUGCUCCUCCCGCGACGUCUCCUCAGCCUCCUCAGUCCACUGGAGCCGGAUUCUUCAGCUCCAUCACCAACGCGGUCAAGCAGACGGCGGCCUCGGCAGGACUAGUGGAGCAAACCUCCGUCACCACGCCCAAGAAGUUCAAGACUCUGCUGGUCAUCGACGAACCUCAACAGGAUUGGGCAAAGUUAUUCCGUGGGAAGAAGAUCGCCGAAGAUUAUGACAUCAAAGUGGAGCAGGCUGAGUUCAGUGAGAUCAACAUCACGGCUCAGGCUGAUGGAGUCUGUAACGUCAGCGUGCAGGGGUUCAGAAAUGGAAGCAUGAUGGUCAGGUCCUUCAAGCCGGACUUUGUGUUAAUUCGCCAACACGCCUACAGCAUGACACAAAAUGAAGAUUUCCGUAACCUGGUCAUCGCUCUUCAGUACGCAGGAGUCCCCAGCAUCAACUCCCUGGAGUCCAUCUACAACCUGUGUGACAAGCCCUGGGCGUUUGCUCAGCUCAUCAACACUCACAGGAAGUUAGGCGCCGACAAGUUUCCACUCAUCCAACAAACCUUCUACCCAAACUACAAGGAGAUGUCCAGCAUGCCGUCUUUCCCUGUGGUGAUCAAGAUUGGCCACGCCCACUCUGGCAUCGGCAAGGUGAAGGUGGAGAACCACAGCAAGUUCCAGGACAUAGUCAGUGUCGUGGCGCUCACUCAGACCUACACCACCAGCGAGCCGCUCAUCGAGUCCAAAUACGACAUCAGGAUCCAGAAGAUCGCUGCUGACUACAAAGCUUACAUGAGAACUUCCAUGUCUGGGAACUGGAAGAGCAACAUCGGGUCGGCCAUGUUGGAACGCGUGGCCAUGACGGACAGAUACAAACUCUGGGUGGACACCUGCUCGGACAUCUUUGGAGGUCUGGAAGUCUGUGCUGUCAAAGCCAUUCAUGGAAAAGAUGGCAACGAUUACAUCACCGAGGUGGUGGGAUCCUCCAUGCCACUAGUGGGCGAGCACCAGGCGGAGGACCGCCAGCUCAUCUGUGACCUGGUGCUCAGCAGACUCACACAGCUGGCACACCUGCACCAAGACCAAGGACACAGAGUCACCACCCUGCAGCCCUCACAGGGUGUGGCUGAGAAAGGAGAAGAAGUGAUGGAGAACCUGAAGAACGGUUGUUCUCGUCCUCCUCAAGGCUGCUUGCAGUACAUCUUGGAUUGUAACGGAGCUGCUGUCACUCCUAAAACUCUUCAAGAGAACUGAAUACUAAACAUUAAUAUUUAGUAUCACAUUCAAGAUAAGUAAAUACUAAACAUUAAUAUUUAGUAUCACAUUCAAGAUAAGUGAAUACUAAACAUUAAUAUUUAGUAUUACAUUGAAGAUAAGUGAAUACUAAACAUUAAUAUUUAGUAUCACAUUCAAGAUAAGUGAAUACUAAACAUUAAUAUUUAGUAUUACAUUGAAGAUAAGUGAAUACUAAACAUUAAUAUUUAGUAUCACAUUCAAGAUAAGUAAAUAUUGAACAUUAAUAUUUAGUACUACAUUGAAGAUAAGUGAAUAUUGAACAUUAAUAUUUAGUAUCACAAUCAAGAUAAGUGAAUAUUAAACAUUAAUAUUUAGUACUACAUUGAAGAUAAGUGAAUAUUGAACAUUAAUAUUUAGUAUCACAAUCAAGAUAAGUGAAUACUUAACAUUAAUAUUUAGUAUUACAUUGAAGAUAAGUGAAUAUUGAACAUUAAUAUUUAGUAUUAUAUUGAAGAUAAGUUAAUA